This is a messenger RNA of Artibeus jamaicensis (Jamaican fruit-eating bat), 2614 nucleotides long. Its product is annotated as protein diaphanous homolog 1. The record is from RefSeq and is a predicted model, not a curated record. Bases 119 to 2599 code for a protein of 826 amino acids. Gene Ontology annotation, molecular function: microtubule binding; small GTPase binding; actin binding. Gene Ontology annotation, cellular component: actin filament; cytoplasm. The transcript is spliced from 17 exons. Gene Ontology annotation, biological process: actin filament polymerization; actin cytoskeleton organization. NCBI's taxonomy places the organism in Eukaryota, Metazoa, Chordata, Mammalia, Chiroptera, Phyllostomidae.
UAAUGAGGCGGGGCGCGGCGGCGGGCUAAGUAGCUGCUGGGCGGCGGCGGCUGCGGGCUCGGAUCAGCCGGGCGGGAGCAGUGUAGGCGCGGGGUCACCAGCCAGCGCGAAGCCACACAUGGAGCCGCCCGGUGGGGGUCUGGGACCCGGCCGCGGGACCCGGGACAAGAAGAAGGGUCGGAGCCCAGAUGAGCUGCCGCCGGCGGGCGGCGACGGCGGCAAAUCCAAGAAAUUUACUCUGAAGCGGCUCAUGGCAGAUGAGCUGGAGAGAUUUACCAGCAUGAGAAUUAAGAAGGAGAAGGAGAAGGCCAAUUCUGCUCAUAGAAAUUCUGCAUUGUAUGGGGAUGAUCCCACAGCACAUUCAUUGCAAGAUAUUUCAGAUGAGCAAGUUUUAGUACUCUUUGAACAGAUGCUGGUGGACAUGAACCUGAAUGAGGAGAAACAGCAGCCUCUGCGGGAGAAGGACAUUAUCAUCAAGAGGGAGAUGUUGUCCCAGUACUUGCACACGUCCAAGGCUGGCAUGAGCCAGAAGGAGAGCUCUCGGUCUCCCAUGGUGUACAUUCAGGAACUGAAGUCAGGCUUGCGGGACGUGGCUCUGCUCAACUGCCUGGAGUCCCUUCGUGUCUCCCUCAACAACAACCCCGUCAGCUGGGUGCAAACAUUUGGGGCAGAGGGCCUGGCCUCCUUGUUGGACAUCCUCAAACGACUCCAUGAUGAGAAGGAGGAGACUCCUGGGAGCUAUGAUAGCCGUAACCAGCAUGAGAUCAUUCGCUGCCUGAAAGCUUUUAUGAAUAACAAGUUUGGAAUCAAGACCAUGUUAGAGACGGAAGAAGGAAUCCUGCUGCUGGUCAGGGCCAUGGACCCUGCUGUUCCCAACAUGAUGAUCGAUGCGGCCAAGCUGCUUUCUGCUCUUUGUAUCCUGCCACAGCCGGAGGACAUGAAUGAACGGGUUUUGGAGGCAAUGACAGAGAGAGCUGAGAUGGAUGAGGUGGAACGUUUUCAGCCACUGCUGGAUGGACUAAAAAGUGGGACCUCCAUUGCACUCAAGGUGGGAUGCCUGCAGCUGAUCAAUGCUCUCAUCACCCCAGCUGAAGAACUUGACUUCCGAGUUCAUAUCCGAAGUGAGCUGAUGCGCUUGGGGCUACACCAAGUGUUGCAGGACCUUCGGAAGCUUGAAAAUGAAGACAUGAGAGUGCAGUUGGCUGUGUUUGAUGAGCAAGGGGAGGAAGACUCCUACGACCUGAAGGCACGGCUGGAUGACAUUCGAAUGGAGAUGGAUGAUUUCAGUGAAAUCUUCCAGAUUCUCUUAAACACAGUGAAGGAUUCGAAGGCAGAGCCACACUUUCUGUCCAUCCUGCAGCACCUCCUCUUGGUCCGAAAUGACUAUGAAGCCAGACCGCAGUACUAUAGGCUGAUCGAAGAAUGUAUUUCCCAGAUAGUUCUGCGCAAGAACGGGGCUGAUCCUGACUUCAAGUGCCGGCGCCUCAAGGUUGAUAUUGAGGGAUUGAUUGGUCAAAUGAUUGAUAAAACAAAGGUAGAGAAAUCUGAAGCCAAAGCUACAGAGCUGGAAAAAAAGCUGGACUUGGAGCUAACAGCCCGGCAUGAGCUACAGGUGGAAAUGAAGAAGAUGGAAAGUGACUUCGAGCAGAAGCUCCAGGGUCUUCAAGGAGAAAAGGAUGUACUGGAUUCUGAAAAGCAGCACAUUGCCACAGAGAAGCAGAGCCUGGAAGCAGAGGUGUCCCAGCUCACAGGGGAGGUUGCCAAGCUGUCCAAGGAGCUGGAGGAUGCCAAGAAAGAAAUGGCUUUUCUCUCAGCUGCAGCUGCCGCAGCCCCGCCCAGCAGUGCUGCUGUUCCCCCUGCCCCACCUUUACCUAGUGACUCUGGCACUGUUAUUCCACCCUCACCUCCUCUGCCUGGGGGUGGUACCAUUCCUCCUCCACCACCUCCCCCUCCUUUGCCUGGGGGUGUUGCCAUCCCCCCACCCCCUCCUUUGCCUGGGGGUGCUGCCAUCCCCCCACCUCCCCCUUUACCUGGGGGUGCUGCCAUCCCCCCACCCCCUCCUUUGCCUGGGGGUGCUGCCAUCCCCCCACCUCCCCCUUUGCCUGGGGAUUCUGCCAUCCCCCCACCCCCUCCUUUGCCUGGGGAUUCUGCCAUCCCCCCACCCCCUCCCUUGCCUGGGGGUGCUGGCGUCCCCCCACCUCCUCCCUUGCCUGGAGGACCAGGAAUGCCCCCUCCCCCUCCCCCUCUUCCUGGUGGUUCCGGAAUCCCCCCACCCCCUCCAUUUCCUGGAGGCCCUGGCAUUCCUCCACCUCCACCAGGAAUGGGUAUGCCUCCACCUCCUCCUUUCGGAUUUGGAGUUCCUGCAGCCCCAGUUCUGCCAUAUGGAUUAACCCCAAAGAAGCUUUAUAAGCCAGAAGUGCAGCUCCGGAGGCCAAACUGGUCCAAGUUUGUUGCUGAGGACCUUUCCCAGAACUGCUUCUGGACGAAGGUGAAGGAGGACCGCUUUGAGAACAAUGAACUUUUUGCCAAACUUACCCAUGCCUUCUCUGCCCAGACCAAGAGUGAGUCUCUUCCCCUUUGGUGCACAGGGCCAACGUAGGACUUAGAAUAUUCU